GCGCGGCGGGACAAAGCGGGGCCGGGCCGGGCCGGAGCGCGGCAUGGAGCGGGGCCCGGGGCACGGCUAGGCACGGGCCCGCCGGCGCGGCCCGCAGCCGCUCUAGGAACGGAACGGAACCGGGCCGGGCCAUGCGGCGCUGAGCGGGGCCGGGCCGGGGCGCCGCGAUGCUCCGGCGCAGCCUCAGCCGGCUGUGUGCUGGGGAGGAGAAGAGGGUGGGCACCCGCACGGUGGUGGUCGGGCACCGCGCCGUCCCGGACACCGAGGCCUACGUGGCACAGAAGUUCUGCGACAACAGGAUCGUCUCCUCCAAGUACACCCUCUGGAAUUUCCUCCCGAAGAACCUUUUUGAGCAGUUUAGAAGAAUUGCCAACUUCUACUUCCUCAUCAUCUUCCUCGUGCAGGUGAUAGUGGACACCCCAACCAGCCCGGUGACCAGUGGCCUCCCACUCUUCUUUGUCAUCACUGUCACAGCUAUCAAACAGGGGUACGAGGACUGGCUGAGGCACAGAGCUGACAACGAAGUGAACAAAAGCAACGUCUUUGUUGUCGAAAAUGCAAAGCAAGUGCGGAAAGAGAGUGAGAAAAUCAAGGUUGGAGACAUAGUAGAAGUGAAAGCAGAUGAGACCUUCCCCUGUGAUUUGAUAUUUUUGGCCUCCAGCAGCACUGAUGGCACCUGUUAUGUCACUACAGCGAGCCUGGAUGGCGAGUCCAAUUUCAAGACCCACUACGCCGUGCGGGACACCACGGUGCUCUGCACUGACGAAGCCAUCGACACCCUCACGGCCACCAUCGAGUGUGAGCAGCCCCAGCCUGACCUCUACAAAUUUGUUGGAAGAAUCAUCAUCUACAGAAGUAACCAAGAGCCUGUAGCCAGGUCCUUAGGUCCUGAAAACCUGUUGUUGAAAGGUGCUACCCUCAAAAAUACCAAGAAGAUUUAUGGAGUUGCAGUCUAUACUGGAAUGGAAACAAAAAUGGCUCUCAACUACCAAGGGAAAUCUCAGAAACGGUCUGCUGUGGAAAAAUCUAUCAACGCUUUCUUGAUAGUGUAUUUGUGCAUCUUACUGGGCAAGGCCACUGUGUGCACGACUCUGAAAUAUGUCUGGCAGAGUAAUCCAUUUAAUGAUGAGCCUUGGUACAAUGAGAAGACUAAAAAAGAGAGAGAGACCUUCAAGGUCCUGCGGAUGUUCACGGACUUCCUGUCCUUCAUGGUCCUCUUCAAUUUUAUUAUCCCUGUCUCCAUGUAUGUCACAGUAGAGAUGCAGAAGUUCUUGGGCUCCUUCUUCAUCUCCUGGGACAAGGAGAUGUAUGAUGAGGAAAUACAGGAGGGAGCACUGGUGAACACCUCAGACUUGAAUGAAGAGCUUGGGCAGGUGGAGUAUGUGUUCACAGACAAAACUGGGACACUGACAGAGAACAGCAUGGAGUUCAUCGAGUGCUGCAUAGAUGGGCACAAGUACAAGGACUGCAUUUCAGAGGUGGAUGGCUUCUCCCAGCCUGAUGGGCCCCUCAAGUACUAUGGCAAAGCUGAAAAGAGCCGUGAGGAGCUGUUCCUGAGAGCCCUGUGCCUGUGCCACACGGUUCAGAUCAAGGAGGCAGACCAGGUGGACGGGCUGCUGGCACAGCCAGAGCGCAGGUGCACCUACAUCUCCUCCUCCCCUGACGAAAUCGCUUUGGUGAAAGGCGCAGAAAAGUAUGGUUUCACUUUUCUAGGACUUGAAAACGAUUUCAUGAAAAUACGAAACCAAAAGAAUGAAACUGAGAUGUACCAACUUCUCCACGUGCUGAACUUUGACCCUGUGCGGCGCCGGAUGAGCGUCAUUGUGAGAACCAGCACAGGAAAGUUGCUUCUCUUCUGUAAAGGAGCAGACUCCUCUAUUUUUCCAAGGGUGCAGCAAGAAGAAAUCCAACAAACAAAAGUCCACGUGGACCGCAAUGCUAUGGAUGGCUACAGAACGCUGUGUGUGGCCUUCAAAGAGCUCACUGAGAAGGAGUAUGACAAAAUUGACAGACAGCUCAAUGAAGCCAAGAUGGCUCUGCAGGACAGGGAGGAGAAGAUGGCCAAGGUGUUUGAUGACACAGAAGCAGACAUGCACCUGAUUGGGGCUACUGCUGUGGAGGACAGGCUGCAGGAGCAGCUGGCAGAGACCAUCGAGGCACUGCAUGCAGCUGGGAUGAAGGUGUGGGUGCUGACAGGGGACAAGAUGGAAACAGCCAAGUCCACCUGCUACGCCUGCAGGCUGUUCCAGACCAGCACUGAGCUGCUGGAGCUGACUGCCAGGACUGUGGGGGACUCUGAGAGGAAGGAGGAUCGGCUCCAUGAGCUGCUGCUGGAGUACCACAAAAAACUGAUUCAGGAUGUUCCCAAAAACCGGGGAGGCCUGAAGAGAAGCUGGACAUUGAGUCAGGAAUAUGGACUGAUCAUAGAUGGCUCCACACUGUCCCUGAUCCUCAACCCUUCCCAGGACUCUGGCUCCAGCAAUUACAAAAGCAUCUUCCUGCAGAUCUGCCUGAAGUGCACUGCAGUGCUGUGCUGCAGGAUGGCUCCUUUGCAGAAAGCACAGAUUGUGCGAAUGGUGAAGAACACAAAAGGAAGCCCAAUAACUCUCUCCAUAGGGGAUGGUGCAAAUGAUGUCAGUAUGAUUUUGGAAGCACAUGUUGGAAUAGGGAUAAAGGGCAAAGAAGGACGCCAGGCCUCCAGGAACAGUGACUAUGCUGUGCCAAAGUUCAAACAUUUGAGAAAACUGCUACUAGCACAUGGGCAUUUAUAUUAUGUGAGAAUAGCACACCUUGUACAGUAUUUCUUCUAUAAGAACCUUUGCUUCAUUUUACCACAGUUUUUAUACCAGUUCUUUUGUGGAUUCUCACAGCAGCCAUUGUAUGAUGCUGCUUACCUGACCAUGUACAACAUCUGCUUCACAUCACUGCCUAUCCUGGCUUACAGCCUCCUGGAGCAGCACAUCAGCAUUGACACACUGACCUCGGACCCUCAGCUCUACAUGAAGGUGUCAGACAAUGCAAUGCUGCAGUGGAGGCCAUUCCUGUACUGGACCUUCCUGGGAGCCUUUGAAGGACUUGUGUUUUUCUUUGGGGUUUAUUUUCUGUUCCAGAACUCAUCUUUGGAAGAUAAUGGAAAGGUCUUUGGGAACUGGACCUUUGGGACGAUUGUUUUCACCGUGCUGGUGUUCACUGUCACUCUCAAGCUGGCGUUAGACACCCGCUUCUGGACGUGGAUGAACCACUUUGUGAUUUGGGGCUCCCUUGCUUUCUAUGUGUUUUUCUCAUUCUUUUGGGGAGGAGUCAUUUGGCCUUUCUUGAAGCAGCAAAGAAUGUAUUUUGUAUUUGCUCACAUGCUGACUUCUGUUUCCACAUGGCUGGCAAUAAUUCUCCUGAUCUUUAUCAGCCUUUUCCCAGAAAUUCUUCUAAUAGUUUUAAAAAAUAUAAAAGAGAAAAAUCAUCAGGCUGGCCCCUUUGAUCUGCCUGUGUUAGUGUCAUACAAACGUAUAGAGAAUGGUUAUGUGAAGGCUGAAGAUGCUGUUACUAAUUUGGCAGAAAGAUAUCCUCUCAGGAUACCUUAAAGUGCUCCACACAACCACUGCACAUUGUCAUGCUGUAGGAAACCCGUGGUUUUGAGCUGGCAGUGCCCUUUGCUAGUGCCAAGGACUGUGAGCAGCUGCUGACAGAGCAGCAGGGCACUGGCCCCACCUUAGUCUUUGGUCUUGUGGCUUCCCUGCCCUCCCAGAAAAACCAAUUCUGCCAAGUCCUGCGUCACUGGAGGCUGAGAAAGCAUCUUUAGGAGUUCACCCAGAGCAGCAUGGAUGGAAGUGCAAGAGUGCAGUGCCAGCCCCCCUCACGUGGGGGUUCCUCUGCCCUGCAGAUCUGUCCCAGAGAGCAGAGCUGCUCACAGCUCCUGCUCUGCCUGACCAAAGAAGUAGCACAGACUUCAACCCAGCCCCAUCCCCCCAAAACCUGAAGGUGCUGGGAAGAGGCUGCAGCCCUGGAGCCCCUCCCAGCCAUGGGUUCCCAAUUUCACACAGCAGGAUCAGCUGAAAAUUUGGGAGAAAUCUUUGCUGCUCCCUCGUCCAGGAGUAGCUGGAAACAGUCUGUGCUCUGUCCACAGCAGUGUGUCUGUGUGAAGACCUGCAGUGCUGGGAAGUGCCAGAGCAUCCUCCCAAAACCACUCUGCUGCUGGGUUUGUUCCUGCUGGAGGAUGAAGAAAAGGUGGUUUUGUGGCUGUUUGUGAUGGAAGGAACACUUGGGGGGAGAAAGGAGUCCCAAAAGUUGUGCUGUGGCAGACUCUGAGCCCCUGCCCAGGUCUGGGGCUGUGCUCACAUCACUGCACUGUGCAGUUGCUCCAACACUUUAAAGGCCUGAGGGACAGUGCAGUCCUUGGCUGAUCCCAGGGACAUGGGCUGUGCCUGUGAACCUGUACAAAACUGCAUCUUGAGUUAUUUGCACUAAGAAAAAAGAAGACAGUUUAAAAUCAAGUACAUGAACCUGAUUUUAUUUUAUAUUCUAUUUGUUUUUUAAAUUGGCAUGUUCUUUUUAAAUCUGCCUGCACCAUGGUCGUAGGAACUUUUCUCUUUAGGUUCUGCACAGCAAAGGUGAGAUGCCUGACUCAAUUUUAUUUUUUUCCUCUGAUACUUCAUAUGUGGAAAGAGCAGCUUUUUUUGUUGUGUUGUCACAAGCAGUGCCAGCCAGCUCUGUGCCACUGCUGGUUGGUGUGACAGUCCCUCCCUCGUGCUGAUGUCCCAGAGGAACUCCUGUGAGAGCAGCAAGCUCUGUGCUGGGUUUGGCUCCUGCUCCUCAGGCUUUGUGUCCUGUACGUACAACAGAACAAUUUGGGACUAGACAGAGCAUUCCCCUCACCAGAUUCUGUUGAACUGCAGACUGUUAAUUUUUGGAAGGAUUGAGUCUUGCUCUCUGGCUGCCAUGGCUGUGUUUGUGGUGUGGAUCAGCUGCUGGCACAUUCCCUGCAUCAGGAGGAUUUUGGAUGGGCCUUACCCCAGUGGGAGAGGAGAGUGCACAUCCCUGCACGCCCCUGUGGCUGCUGGGCCAUCCCCAGCACGGGAGGGGACGGAUGGACAGAUGGACAGGACCCUGUAUUAUACACUCUGCACUGGCCUCACCACAAGCAGAGUCUGCACUGUGUCAGUGGGCACAGCUCAGCUCUUGCUGCAUGCAAGGCAGGAGCUGCACUGCCAGCAUGUGUCCUGUGGGCAAAGCUUUCAUUUUCUUCUUGUUUUCUUUUUUUCCCCCAUUUUCCUAGCUCUUUUCACAGACCUAGAAUUCAACUUGCAGACCUUGUCCCGUUCUCUUCUUGCUGAAAUGUGGUGCCUACAGGUCGAGUACACAAUGAAUACAAUGAAGACAUGCUCUCUAUGCCAAAUCUAACCAUUCUCCUUAAGUACACGGUUGCUGACUUGUGUUUACAUAACCUUUCAGAAACAGGCACUAAACUGCCUGAUUCCUGUGAUUCAAAACCAUUCCAAGCCCCAGUGGUCCCAAGCCUGACACCUUGCUUCUGUUCUGUGUCAUGCUCUGCUCCCAGGGUCAGCCUGUUCCCCUGGAAUUCCAUUGGUGAUACCAGCAGGAACAGUGAGACUUGAACUGUUGAAAUAGUCAUGGGAACAGGAUAAUUUCUGCUGCCUGUCUCAACACAGCCUCCUGAGACCCAAAUCUUUCUCUUGGUGUUUCCAAGUGUCCUGUCUGCAGCUGGAACGAGCCCUUGCAACAGCUGAAUGUUCAACCCAAGGUGUGUGUGCUGCCAGGGGGGUGGAAUUCAUGUGGGAUGUCCUGAAUAGCAGCUCUUCUGGGAAAAUACAGCUUUUCUUGGGCUUGGAUCUUCAGAGGGUGUAGUGUGGGUGCAGCCAGGCUGCCCUGGUCUGCAGGAGAGCUGAUCCUCAUCACUCAAAAAUUCCUAUUGCUGUGGGUGACUUGUGAAAUCAGGAGACCCCUUCUGAGGUAGAGAGGGGGAGAAGUGGUGGCAGGGGCUGUAGGGCAGCAGGACUGAUGGCAGUGGUGGGUGCUGGUGUGUCCCCUCCACACUCCUGCUGCUCCUCAGGUGCAGUAAAAGGUCAGUACAGACUUUUCGGUGGAGAAACUUGAAGGAAAAAAAGGCUGGGUUUUCUCAUCAUAAUUUGUCAAAGUUUUAUCACUGACUAGUGACACUGAAAGAUAAGGAAAGUUAAUUAAGAUUCCCUCUAAAACUCUUUAUGUGAUAACAGUGGAGCUUGGUGUAGUCAUAGCGACUCUUCAAAAACUAAUCCUAAUCGUUAUGAGAAUAUUAUAAAUGACUUGGAAUCGCAUAAAAGCUUCAAAUUGAAUUUGUAUACACUCAGUUGAAAAACUUUCCUAAUACUGCACCGUUUAUCCAAUUUCCCAGCUAUGAAUUUUUUUAAAAAACCAUGUAGUAUAUAGAAAAUGUAAAUUAUAUACAGGCAAUGAGCAGAUACAUUUUCAGCUUCUUGCAAAGAAAAAGGACUGCAACCUUACAUUUUUUUCACUUAAAUGCAAUUUUAUACAUUUAUGUUGCUUUAUAUCAAGGAAAUUGAAUGUGAAUGUUACCUUUUAUGAAUGCAACUUGCUCUUUUUUUCAUUACAGAAACUUUUGUUUGAAGUAAUCAAUAAACUUUGGUAUGUUGUUCUGAUUAAUAUA
This is a messenger RNA of Oenanthe melanoleuca, 6658 nucleotides long. It is a transcript of the gene ATP11C, whose product is annotated as ATPase phospholipid transporting 11C. Gene Ontology annotation, biological process: phospholipid translocation. The coding region runs from base 168 to 3578 and encodes 1136 amino acids. Gene Ontology annotation, cellular component: endoplasmic reticulum; trans-Golgi network; recycling endosome. Gene Ontology annotation, molecular function: ATP binding; ATP hydrolysis activity; ATPase-coupled intramembrane lipid carrier activity. The record is from RefSeq and is a predicted model, not a curated record. The transcript has 29 exons. Lineage: Eukaryota; Metazoa; Chordata; Aves; Passeriformes; Muscicapidae.